CCGGCCGGGAGGACCCCGCCGCCGGUCCGGCCCCGCCGCGCUCCGCCGGUGCCGCGGGCCCGAUCGCGCCGUUCCGGGCGGCGGCCGCCGCCAUGGCCGCUGCGGGCGGCGAGGGCCCCGCGGGGCCUCCCUGGGCGGGCCGGGCCCUGCAGAGCGCCAUGAGGGCGGCCAGCGGCGCCCUGGAGAUGGACAGCGCCGGGCGGCCGCGGGAGGCCUACGUGGAGUACCUGAAGAGCAUCGCCUUCAUCGCUCAGGCCCUGCAGGAAGAGGCGGCGGGGACAGGUGGCCCUGACACCCGGCAUGUCCCCCCAGACGGGAGUGAGGUGGUCACCCCCGACACCCCCAAGAUGCUGAAGCUGGCUGAGCAGUGCCUGGAGAGAGUCAAGUCCAUCGCAGCAGCGCUGGGGAAAGCCCAGGCAAAACCGGCUGUGCAGGAGCGGGGUGGGGGCCCCGCGCCCCUCCCCCGGCACCGCAGGGUCUUCUCGGACGAGGGGGGGAAGCUCUCUCCUUUCCUGCCGCCGGAGAUCUUCCAGAAGUUGCAGAUUGCUGAGGCGCAGAGCACACGGAAGGAGCUGACGCCGCUGGAGGAGGCAUCUCUGCAGAACCAGAAGCUGAAGGCCGCCUACGAGGCACGGGUGGCGCGGCUGAACCCCAGCCAGGCCCUGCAGAAGACCUCCCUGACACUGUCCCUGCAGCGGCAGAUGAUGGAGAACUUGGUGAUCGCCAAGGCUCGGGAGGAGACUCUGCAGCGGAAAAUGGAGGAGCGGCGGCUGCGGCUGCAGGAGGCUGCCAACAGGAGGUUCUCCAGCAGCGUGGCCCUCACGCCUGAGGAGCAGGAGCAGAGAGCUCUCUACGCUGCCAUCCUCGAGUACGAGCAGGACCAUGACUGGCCGAGGCAGUGGAAGGCCAGGCUGAAGCGGAGCCCGGCGGACCUCUCCCUGGUGUCGGGGCUCUUCUCCUGCCUCCUCAGCUUCCCCGAGCACCCCAUCGCCCAGCUCCUGCGGCAGCUGCAGUGUGCGGUGUAUGCCCGCCUGUACUCGGCCAUCAGCCAGGGCACCGCCGACACCGCGCCCGCCUCCCCCACCAGCCUCUCCUUCCUCUCGCUGGAUGCGGGGGGCUCGCUGCUCACCGAGCCAGGGGGCCACCGGCUCCGGGCCUCCCGCAGUCUCCACUGCAUGUUCUCAGUGCCCGAGCACGGCACAGCCGGGCUACGGCACAGCCUGUCCAGCAUGCCCCUCACCGAUGGCAGCCCCGGCACCCCCAAGGCAGAGGGUGGCUGGCCGGGGCCGGCGGCAGCCCCCCAGACCCCCCGGGAGAGCUCCUUCGAGGACCUGGAGCGGUUCCUGGCAUCGCCCGAGGGUUGGGCCCCCGGGGAGCCCCCGGCCGGCCCCGCGAAGGAGAUGGCACUGCCGGAGCAGCUGAAGGGCAUCGUGCGGGACAUCCACAACGCCAUUGACAGGCUGCUGUCCCUGACGCUGCUGGCCUUCGAGGGGCUCAGCACUGCCGCCGGCAAGGACCAGUGCCUGGCCUGCCUGGAGGAGGCCUUCUUCCCGCCGCUCUGGGCCCCACUGCUGGCCCUCUACAGGAUUGUGCACCGGCCCCGCGAAGCAGCCCUGGCCCGGAGCAUGGAGCAGCACCGGCACGCCAGCCCCGCCGACAUGGGGCUGUCAUCCCGGCUCUUCCCGCCAGCCCCUGGCUGCCCUGCGUACGGCUCCGCCAUCGAGGACCUGCGGCUCAUCCCGCUAGAAACCUGUCCUCGCAGAAAGCUGGAGUGCAUCGUGCGAGCCCUGCGCGGCAUCUGUGAGUGUGCCGAGGAGUACUGCGGUGCCCGGGACAGCCGGACCCCCACCUCUGCCGCCAUCAGUGGGGCGGAUGACCUGCUGCCCAUCCUGUCCUACGUGGUGCUGCAGACAGGGCUGCCGCAGCUGCUGCCCGAGUGCGCCGCCCUGGAGGAGUUCAUCCACGAGGGGUACCUGAUCGGGGAGGAGGGGUACUGCCUGACGUCCCUGCAGAGCGCCCUGUCCUACGUGGAGUCCCUGCAGUGAGGCGGCAGCGGGGGACCCUCUCCCCGCCACCCACGGCCAGGAUGUGCGCGGGCUCGGCGCUGCGGCAGGAGUGCGGGCAGCUGUACCGGCAGCAGUACCGGCAGCAGUACCGGCGCUGCCUUGAGCGGGCGCUGCGGCAGGGCCAGGCCGGGGCCUGCUCCGACGCGUCGCUCGGCGAGCGGCUGC
Messenger RNA from Falco peregrinus (peregrine falcon), 2231 nucleotides. It is a transcript of the gene VPS9D1, whose product is annotated as VPS9 domain containing 1. Gene Ontology annotation, biological process: vesicle-mediated transport. Gene Ontology annotation, molecular function: small GTPase binding; guanyl-nucleotide exchange factor activity. Gene Ontology annotation, cellular component: endocytic vesicle; cytosol. The record is from RefSeq and is a predicted model, not a curated record. Lineage: Eukaryota; Metazoa; Chordata; Aves; Falconiformes; Falconidae. The coding region runs from base 93 to 2045 and encodes 650 amino acids. The transcript is spliced from 16 exons.